AUGCUACCAAAUAGCCAAAUCCCAAUCGUGGACUCCCACAUCCACCUCUUCCCAGAAACGCACCUAAAGACCCUAUCCUGGCACAAUACCAACAACCCACUCGGCACACAACACAGCGUAAACGAAUAUCGACACGCAGUAACACAAGCCAACGCCACACCCGCCCUCCGAGGCUUCAUAUUCCUAGAAACAGACCGACUAUCCUCCAUCACCGACUCAACCAAGCCACCCAACAACGGCUGGCAACACGCCCUGGAUGAAGUCUCCCUCCUAACCCGCAUAGCCCUCGGCACACCAAUCCCAGGCGAGGGCCACGUCCCGCACGACAAAACGCUCUGUCUGGGGAUUGUGCCGUGGGCGCCUGUGCCCGGCGGACCGGAUGUGCUGAGCGCGUACAUGGAGCAGGUCCGCCGCCGCACUGGGGAGGAGGUUUGGGGGAAGGUUAGGGGAGUUCGGUAUUUGGUGCAGGAUAAGGCUGAGGGGAUGAUGCUGGAGAACGGGUUUGUUGCUGGGUUGAGGUGGUUGGGGAGGGAAGGGUUUGUUUUUGAUCUUGGGGUUGAUGCUAGGUCUGGUGGGUUGGGACAGUUGAGGGAGGCGGUUGAGAUGAUGGGGUUGGUUUAUGGGGGGUUGGAGGGGGGUGAUGGGGUUACGAUUGUUAUUAACCAUUUGUGCAAGCCUAACCUUCGUUUGGAGUCGGAUGAUAUUCGCUCUCAUCCGGAGUUCCUUGAGUGGAAGGAUCUUGUGACUGAGAUGGCGAGGGCGAGUUCUAGGACUUAUAUGAAGCUUUCUGGGGCUUUUUCGGAGCUUCUACCGCUACAGGCGGAGUCAGAACCGGAUUUCGAGGCAAUUGUUGAACGUGUGCAGCCGUGGACGGAUGUUAUUUUUGACGCUUUCGGGGCCGAUCGUGUUAUGUUUGGAUCGGAUUGGCCGGUGUGCAAUAUUGGCGGUGGUGGGAAUGAUGUCUCUUGGGGUCGAUGGAGACGUGUGGUGGAAAAGGUCUUGGAACGGCGAGGAUUAUCGGGGGAACAAAAGAGAGGUGUAUGGGGAUCUGUUGCUUUGCAUGCCUAUGGUAUAGAGAUCUAG
Penicillium roqueforti is the source of this 1083-nucleotide messenger RNA. RefSeq lists its product as uncharacterized. The coding region runs from base 1 to 1083 and encodes 360 amino acids. Lineage: Eukaryota; Fungi; Ascomycota; Eurotiomycetes; Eurotiales; Aspergillaceae. The transcript is spliced from 2 exons. The record is from RefSeq and is a predicted model, not a curated record. Gene Ontology annotation, molecular function: hydrolase activity.